AUCUCAACCGACUGGAGCAAUGCUGUCACGGCUGAUUCUUCUCCUGGCGCUGGCGUCGCCGUUGAUUACUGCCCAGCCCCACCCUCACCCGAGACCGAUUAGCCUGGAAGGCUGCGGUCACACCAAGGGUUGCUUUGCCAUGCCCGAGGGCUGCCACCUGGGACCGCGCGGACACGAGGAGUGCGACGGUGUGUACACGCAGGAGGUCGAGCCGCACAACCCGCUCAACGUUCGCAUUCAGCUCUACGGACGCACGGUGGCCGGCUGGAUUGCCGUUGGAUUCAACAACAAACAGCAUAUGGAUGGUACUGAUGUGAUCGCUUGCCAGGCGACACCGGAAGGACACAUUCAGGUCAAGAAUCUUCACAAUGUCAACCAUACCAACCACAUGGAUGACCUCACUAAUGUGGCACCCUACCUGUACGAUGCAAGUGGCAUGUUGCACAACGGAUCCAUCACUUGCCAGGCUGACCGUCCUCUGGUCACGGAGAAUGAGAAGUUCGAUGUGAACUUGAACCUGCCCCAUUACAUCCUCUUUGCCUGGAACUUCAACGGAACUGCUCCGGCAAAUGGCCCGUUGAUGCACAUGCACCAAGCCAUGUCAGUAAUCAGCAACCACACCUUGUCCGCACACACCAUCUUCUUCAACAACAUUACCGAAAAAUCAGUUGACUUGUCGACCUGCGGUAAGACCAAGGGGUGUAGCCGUGCCCCGGCUGGGUGCCAGUCUGCCGAGGAAUGCUACUAUGUGUUCACGCAGCAAGUCAGUCAGCACGAUUCCAGCAUGGUCGAGUUUGAGCUGACUGGAUAUGUACAUGGCUGGGUGGCCAUGGGUUACAACUUCAACUACACCAUGAAUGGUACAGAUGUUGUCGGCUGCCAGAUCACGCCAGAAAUGGACCGUGUCGCCGUCAAGAAGCUCCACAACGUCAACCACACGAACCUUGUCGAUGGCAAAGACACCCAACACGGCCUCAUGCGUCCCGAGGGUCGAUUCGUAGAUGAGCGCAUCCACUGCCGGUGGGCACGGUCAAUCAAGCCAAUCGAAGGCGAUGCGUUCAGCAGAGACCUGAGCCUGAGCAGCUACAUCAUUCUUGCUGCAAACGUCAAUGCAACAGCUCCAGCAAACGAAGCCCUUGGUCACAUGCAUAGUUAUCCACCUAUGAUCCUGCCCGACAUGCAUACUGCCAUGGAUCAUACAUUCAACUACAAUGUGAGCGCGGACAGUCCGGACAGCCCGCUGGACACGAGUGCGCUGUACGAGCAUGCGGAACGGGCCGAGGAGCCCGCUCCAGUACAAACGCCGCUGGCGAUUGACCUGAGUGGCUGUGGAAAGACAAAGGCGUCGGUUUAA
Sycon ciliatum is the source of this 1354-nucleotide messenger RNA. RefSeq lists its product as uncharacterized. The annotation marks the transcript as partial. NCBI's taxonomy places the organism in Eukaryota, Metazoa, Porifera, Calcarea, Leucosolenida, Sycettidae. Gene Ontology annotation, biological process: regulation of glutamate receptor signaling pathway. The record is from RefSeq and is a predicted model, not a curated record. The transcript has 11 exons.